AUGUACGAAACCGAUAAUAUAUUCAAAGAUACGGUGUUAUUUAAAUAUCAUCUUUUACUCCUGAAUGAACUUGUCAAACUCGCCAAGGAAACCAACGAUAUUGAUCGUUUAAUCAAUGGUGGAGCACAUAUUCUUUUGCCUUUUGAAAGUCUGUCCAAUGAAUCGAUACGUAAUCUAACAGAAUUGAAUCAAUGUUAUUUAACUAAGUUAAAUGUUAAAAUAUUCGAAAUACUCAAAUCUUCGACUUACAAAUCGUGUCGAGAACUGACGGAAGUACUACUCAAUCCGAGUAAUUAUUUUCUCGAACAAUUGAAACAAUUAUUUCAUCAAUGUCUCGGCCGUUUGCAAUUGUCCGAAGUUCAACCGUCAGAAUAUCGUUCGAAACUUUAUUUAAUACAAGCGAUCGUAUUCAAACUCGAAAAUGAUGCUGAAAAAUCAUUGCGUAGUGCCCACGAUGCAUUGCUUUCUCAUCCCUAUGAUGAUGUCAUUGAUAGUCUUAUUCUAUUCAUGAAUCAUUCGCAUUUCCAUUCAACAUUACGUCGAACAUUAUUGAAUGAUAUUAAACAAUGUUCAUUAACUCUAACUGAUCUAACUCCACCGACACAGAUGAUGAAUAGCUUAACAUUUCUCAAUCGAACAGAACGUUUAAUUAUGUUGAAAAAAUAUGAACGAGCAAUAUUCAAGCGGUUAGCCGAAAAUGACCCUGUUCAAGCAGCAUAUUCCUACAUGGACUUAAUUAUGGCUGUAACAAACAGUAGAACACUGUUUAUGAAUAAUUUAAUAAUGUCGUGCGUAUACUUCUUUCAAGCAAUUAGUCAACCGAAAUGUACGUUAGCAGAAGUUUAUGCCUAUCGUUCUAUUAUAUUUGACAUAUCAGUGGAAAUAUUUCUGUUUACAAGACAUUACUUGCCAUUGUACGUUCAAAUGUAUGCUUAUAAAUUGUUGUAUACAUUAAUUAUGCGUUCAACUGAUUUGUUUGCUAAACGAAUCAUAUCAUCGAGCUCAAACCGAACAGCCAGGAGUCAACCGAUACUAAGCGAUUUUCAUGAGACACUGCUCGAUGAACUAUUGAAAAAUAUUCUACAAUUAUCUAAGGUGAGUCCAUUUACACACAUGCCAACUAUUGGUUCAUCUCACGAUAUGAUCUAUAUGGAAUGUGCUGGCAAUGAAUUUCUAUCCAAAUACUUGAAAGCAAUGGCACCUAACAGUUCGAUGUAUCAAUAUUAUUUUUUCGAAGGUAUUUGGAAAAGUUGGAUUGAUGGUGAAAAUUUCGAAGAUGAACGUGAUUACUGUAUGUACUAUUUACUAAAGGAUCGUCAGUGGACAACGUACGAUGUAGAAGAUUUACUGUGCUGGUCUAUUAUACCCAGAACGGACGAUGGAUGGUACUUGGACACAAAACAUCGACUACAAUUAGAUCCUUCCGGAUAUUCACAGGUUAUCGGCAUAACACUUAACAAUGAUACAGGCGACAUUGAAUUUAUGUUUGCACAAGCUAAGAAAAAUGAACAUAAUCUAUUCGAUGCAGGUGAUGUUAUGGAUAUAGUAACAAAUGGCAUAAGCUAUGCUUAUUUCACUUUGGAUCCGCCGAAUGUCGAAUAUCAUUCACAUCCAUUUAAUGAAAUGAAAUAUCUACCGAAACGUUUAGUCGAUAUACCAAACUAUUUACUUACGCUGUUGCAUACAGAUUAUCUAUUAAAAAUGAUUUCUACGGGUGUCGAGAUUUGUUCACAGACACCAUUUGAAAUGCGUCCAAUUUCCGAGAAUUUAGUGCAACGAUUGCCUGUACACAUACGUGAAGAGCUACAGUCGGUUGCAAUGAAAAAAUCUGAACUUUUAACGGAUAGUAUUCAUCGUUUCUGGAUACAACCCGAGUCCGAGAUUGAGUACGAACAAGCGUAUUACCGAAAUUUUUUUGGUCGAACCAAUGAAAAUAUAACACAAUUUUAUUUGAGUGAUAAAAUAAAAAUGUGCGUAAAGAAACAUCGAAUGCGAUAUGAUGAAAGAGGUAAUUUAAUCGACGAUAAAGACGAUAAUGAAAAUGAUCAGUCAGCUGAAGCUGAAUUUGCACGUGUUUUCACAAAAUAUUACGAUGAGAUUGGUGAAUAUUUUCCGGAGUUAUUGCGUUUGAAAGAAUUGCUGAAACUAAGUGUUCUAUCACGUAUCAUUCAGUCUCGUUAUGAAAGUCAGUGUGAUCUGGCUGCACAAAUUGAAAACGAUGCAACAUUUGAAACCUAUCUAGCCGAAGUUAAGAACAAAAUUGGUGACUAUCCUACCGGAUCAGUAGAGGCAGAUGAAAAGAUUCUAAAUGCUAUAUCGAAUAAUAUAUGCAAGAAUUUCUUUUGUAAGAAAAGUAAUCUUAAACCAUACCUACUCGAUUGGUUAAGACAUGGUCAACACACGGCAUUGGUAACAUUUGUUAAACAAUCACUGAUUCAAUGUAAAGCAAAAUUAAAAUUUACCAUUGAGAAAUUUAGCUUGCAUUAUGAUGAUGAAGAUCAUGAUGAUGAACAACGACUGAAUAACGAUACGACACAAUGUUUCUGGGUACCAGCAGCGUUUUCGUCGGAUUUAAGUAUGAAAGUGUAUGGAGGUGUCAUGCUAACUCCAAACCCUAAAGGAAGAACUGGUGUAAAGGAUGAAUCAGAAAAAUCGAAAAAAUCAAAAACAACUGAGAAUGUUGCUAAAUUAUCAAAAAAGUCGAAUGACAUUAAAAGUAAAAGAAGUGCAAGCAACGUGGAAAAAUCUGGAGAUUCAAACAAAAAUUGUCAAACAACUGAUCAAAAUGGUAAUAUAAAAUCGAAAAGUCAUGUAAUUGGGCGUGGAGCAGGUCCAAGUGGAGACCCUAAAAUACAUUCUAUUCCAUUUAAUAGUAGAAAGGGAGCGAUGGAAGCUGCACAAAAGGAUGGUAAAGGAAAUCGGCCGGUACAUCACGGUGUGAAUUACGAGAAAAAGGAGCCAGCUCAUUGGCAUCCAGCAGAUAAAGAUGGGAAAAUAAUAAAAAAUGGAAAGCAUUAUACUUAUGGUAGGUAUAGUAAAAAGUAA
Molecule: messenger RNA, 3045 nt
Organism: Rotaria socialis
Lineage: Eukaryota; Metazoa; Rotifera; Eurotatoria; Philodinida; Philodinidae
Source: the annotation of a GenBank genome assembly